GAUGAGCAUCUGCAACAGGAUAUAUAUUGGAUAAGUAGGAAGCAAUACUGUAAUGUGCAUGGAAAACACCUCUCUACAGGUGCUGCCGCUAUUCUAAGUUCUAAGCUCUAAGUUCUAAGUUCUAAGCAGAUAUAUACAGAUCCAUGGAGACUGAAGCCGCUAACAAGACUCUUCCAGUAAGAGAUCCAGCUACCGAACUCGAUGAUGAUGGCAGAGCCAAAAGAACCGGGAACGUGUUCACGGCCACAACGCACAUAAUAACGGUGGUGGUAGGAGCAGGAGUGCUGGCCCUGGCAUGGGCCAUGGCUCAGCUUGGAUGGAUAGCUGGCCUUGCUGUUAUGAUCAUUUUUGCAUCCAUUUCCAUGUACACUUACAAUCUCAUUGCUGAUUGCUACAGAUAUCCUGACCCUGUCAGUGGCAAGAGGAACUACACUUACAUGCAAGCCGUCAAUGUAUACCUUGGUGGAACUAUGCACGUGUUUUGCGGAGCGGUCCUAUAUGGGAAGCUCGCUGGGGUUACAAUUGGCUACACUAUAACUAGUUCAAUAAGCUUGGUGGCUAUAAAGAAAGCCAUUUGCUUCCACCAAAAAGGUCAUGAUGCUUAUUGCAAGUUUUCAAAUAACCCCUACAUGAUCGGGUUUGGGAUUGGGCAAGUUUUACUGUCUCAAAUCCCAAAUUUCCAUAAGUUAACGUGGCUUUCAACCAUUGCUGCCGCUACCUCUUUCGGUUAUGCUUUCAUUGGAAGUGGGCUUUCUCUAGCAACAGUGAUCGCAGGUAAAGGACAACCAACCAGUCUAUAUGGAAACAAAAUAGGGCCUGACCUAUCUGAAUCAGAUAAAGUUUGGAAGGUUUUCAGUGCUUUGGGAAACAUUGCGCUUGCUUCCUCUUUUGCUACUGUUAUUUAUGAUAUAAUGGACACAUUGAAGUCAUAUCCACCAGAAUGCAAACAGAUGAAAAAGGCGAAUGUGUUAGGAAUCACGUUAAUGACAAUACUUUUUCUACUAUGUGGUGGCCUUGGCUAUGCUGCUUUUGGACAUAACACACCGGGGAAUAUCCUCACUGGCUUUGGAUUUUACGAGCCAUUCUGGUUGGUGGCCCUUGGGAAUGUUUUCAUUGUAGUCCACAUGGUGGGAGCAUAUCAGGUGAUGGCUCAACCAUUAUUUCGUGUAAUUGAGAUGGGUGCAAACAUGGCGUGGCCGCGUUCAGAUUUCAUAAACAAGGGAUACCCACUAAAAAUUGGGUCCUUAACAUGUAACAUCAACUUUUUUAGGCUAAUUUGGAGGACAAUAUAUGUGGUAGUGGCCACAGUUAUUGCCAUGGCGAUGCCAUUUUUCAACGAGUUUCUUGCCUUGCUUGGAGCUGUUGGGUUUUGGCCACUCAUUGUCUUCUUCCCUGUACAAAUGCACAUUGAACAGAAACAGAUUAAGAAAACGUCAUUGAAGUGGUUUGUGCUCCAAAUAUUGAGUUUCGCGUGCUUCCUAGUUACAGUUACCGCUGCAGUUGGAUCCGUUCGUGGAAUUAGCAAGAAUAUCAACAAGUACAAAAUUUUCAUGUAUAAACAAUAGAGCAUUUGGUUGCACAUACUCGUGUCUCACAUACGAGAUAUGUGAACGUAGCGAUAGCCAGGAAGAAAAAGAAGUGAGACAGACUGAAAAUAAUUCGAUUGUAAAGUUAUCUGAGAGAAAUAUUAUCCUAACUCAGGGUGUGUUUCUUUCAUGUGACAAGGGCAUUUCAAAUGUCUAUGAUUUAAAGGAUUUUUUUUUCUUUCGCAAAAUGAUUGUAUCAGAUAGUUCCUUGCUACUAGUGAAACUAGAUUGAGAUCUCAAAAUAAGUUCUUAGUUCAAACCUUAUA
Molecule: messenger RNA, 1852 nt
Organism: Cajanus cajan (pigeon pea)
Lineage: Eukaryota; Viridiplantae; Streptophyta; Magnoliopsida; Fabales; Fabaceae
Product: amino acid permease 8
Source: RefSeq, a predicted model, not a curated record